AGGUCAUGCUUUUGAAAGUUUGAGAAAAAAAAAACUGCUGCAUCUCUCUCCUCUCCGAAAUCCUAGAGAGAGAGUAGCACCAGCACAGUUCAUCCCCACCACCUUCUUCCGCCGCCAUCUUCCAACCCAUCCAUUUUUCUCAUCCUCUUCACCAAAAAAACCAAACAUUAAAUCCUCCAACACUUCCUUAAUCUCUUCAAACCAAAAUAAUAUUAAACAAAGUUCAUUUUUCUCUUAGACAUUUCAUCAAACAUGUCAUCGAAAUGGCGUGCACUUCAACACCGUCACCGUUACACCUACAACGCCGUCGUUUUCCCUUCUUCUUUUCUCAAUUCCCUUCACCACCAUAACCCUAACCCUUCUUCCCCUUUCAUUCUCAACCUUCUCCACUUCACAACCCUCACUUCAACUUAUUCACAACUCUCCCAUUCCAAAACCCUAGCUUCAUCUUUCCUCAAUCUCCUAAACUCCGAACCUAGCCCUAACUCCGAACCUGAAAUCACCAUAGCUUCUAAACUUUACCUUGAAAUUCUCUUUUUGGAGAAUUCUUCACCUUUGCAUCGAACCCUUCUUUCAAUUCUUAUAAAGGUGAAAAAUUUUCAUGAAAUACUUUCAGGGUGUUUUCAGAAGCUUAUGGAAGACUAUAGUUUUGGUAAAGGGAGACAAUUUACGGUUUCACGUGUUGCCCUUUCGGUUAUGGGUAUGUCAAAAUUGGGUUACUUGAAUGAUGUUGUUGAGGUUUGUGCUGUUUUGGUUGCUGGUGAUGUUGUUCGUGGGUUGAAUGGUGUUGUUUUGGAGACGGAUUCAAGACCUUCGCCCACUGUUAUGGAACAGUGCCAAGAGGGUUUGUCUUGUUUGUAUUACUUGCUUCAGAAGUUUCCUUUGAAGUUUGGUUGUCAGAAUGGUGAAAUUGAAAAUGGUUUUGGAAUUGAUGGUUUUUCGAGUGUGAUGGAGGGGAUUGUGAGUGUUGUUUUGAGUUUGAUGGGUUCCGAUGGUUUUUCGAGGGAUUGUUUUGUUGCAGCUGGUGUUGCUCUUUGUGCUGCUUUUCAAGUUUGUGUUACUUCACAAGAGCUUGGUUUGGUUUUGAUGCAAGGUAUUUUUAAUUUGAAGGUUUCGAAUUCCAUUAGUGUUGGAAUUGUUGAUUGUUGUGAUAGUGAAUUUAUGAAUGCUGUUAGGAAGAUUCCUUGUAUUGGUGAUGAUGUUUAUUGUAGGAUAUGUAGGCUUUCUGUUCUGAGUAGGAUUUGUUUGAUUAGAGGGAUUCUUACCGCGGUUUCUAGAAACUUGCUUAACACUCAAUUUAGUGUUGUGAAUGGUUGUGAGGAUGGGGAUGAUGGUGUUGUUGGGAGUGUUAAUAAGACUAUAUUGUAUGAUGGAAUUUUGCCUGAGCUGUGUAUGCAUUGUGAGAAUCCCGUUGAUAGCCAUUUCAACUUUCAUGCGUUGACUGUGAUGCAGAUUUGUUUGCAGCAGAUAAAAGCGUCGAUGAUUUUGAAUCUUACUGAUCUGUCGGUUGACUAUGAUCCUAUUCCUGAGGAAAUGGGGAUGCGGAUACUUAGGAUUAUUUGGAAUAACUUGGAGGAUCCUUUGAGUCAGACGGUGAAACAGGUUCAUCUCAUUUUCGAUCUGUUUAUGGAUAUUCAAUCGUCCCUGCGUUGGUCAGAGGGCGGUGAACAGGUUAAAGUGUUUUUGGGGAAGAUUGGAUCGGAUCUUCUUUCGCUGGGGUCGCGCUGUAAAGGGAGAUAUGUUCCUUUAGCGCUGUUAACCAAGAGAUUGGGAGCAAAGAAAAUGUUGGACAUGUGUCCUGACUUGCUGUUUGAGACAAUACAUGCUUAUGUCGAUGACGAUGUGUGUUGUGCCGCAACAUCAUUUCUGAAGUGCUUUCUUGAAUAUUUGCGCGAUGAGUGCUGGGAGACGGAUGGUAUUGAAGGUGGAUAUGCUCUUUAUAGAGGAUAUUGUCUUCCCCCAAUUAUGCAUGGGUUAGCCUCUGGAUUCUCAAAACACCGCACCAAUUUAAAUACUUACGCUGUGCCAGUUUUACUGGAAGUUGAUGUGGAUAGUAUAUUUUCUAUGCUUGCUUUCGUCUCGGUUGGGCCAGAUGGGGACGAAAAGGGAUUGCAAUAUCCAGAACUUGUAUGUGCAAACUUGGAAUUGAAUCUUGAACAGAAAAUUGCGAUUCUCGUUUCCUUGCUCAAGGUAUCUCGGUCACUAGCUUUGGUUGAAGGAGACAUUGAUUGGUGUGAAAAUCCUUCAUCAAAUGAAGAAGAGUGUGUGAUUGGAACACAAAGCCAUGCUCUUUUAUGCAUUAAGGGAAUAAAUUUUAAGAUCCAUGUUCUGUGGCUAGUAAAUGCAUUGACCCAUGUGGAUGAGUCACUACGUGUAGAUGCUGCCGAGUCUCUUUUCUUGAACCCGAAAACAUCAAGUCUUCCUUCUCAUUUAGAGCUCACAUUAAUGAAGGAAGCCGUGCCUUUGAAUAUGAGGUGUUGUUCCACAUCUUUUCAGAUGAAGUGGGGCAGCUUGUUUCGAAAGUUCUUUGCUAGGGUUCGAACAGCCUUGGAGAGACAAUUCAAGCAAGGAAGCUGGAACCCUCUCAAACAUCUUAAAGGUAACGGAGAGGUAUGUCCUUCAGAAGGGAAUAGGGAAUCGACAAUUAAACGAGCAGAUGACCUUUUUCACUUUAUGAGGUGGUUGAGUUGCUUCUUAUUUUUCUCAUGCUAUCCUUCUGCUCCUUACAAGAGAAAAAUAAUGGCAACAGAUCUCAUCUUGAUUAUGAUAAAUGUUUGGUCUAUUAAGUCAUCAAUAAUUGAGGAGUUUAGCAAUUCUUUGUCGGAAAAUCAUCUUUAUCCUUACAGCAAGGGAAUGACUUCUUCUGACUCAACCAUAUUGUUGGUUGGUUCCAUUGUUGAUAGUUGGGACAGGUUAAGAGAGAGUUCAUUUCAGAUAUUACUCCAUUAUCCAACCCCACUACCUGGAAUUUCAACUGAAGAGAUGGUGAAGAAGGUAAUUGCUUGGGCUAUGAAAUUGGUUUGCAGUCCACGUGUAAGGGAAAGCGAUGCCGGUGCUCUAACUUUACGGCUUAUAUUUAGAAAGUAUGCGAUGGAGCAAGGUUGGUUGAUUGAAAAUCCAUUCAAUAUUUUCCAUUUAAGCUCAAAGUCUGAAUUAGUGAAUGGUGUUAAUCCGUCUAGUAAGUUAACCAAUCCCGUGAUACUGUAUUUGAAGUCGAUGAUUGACUGGCUAGAUAUUGUUGUAAGAGGUGGAGAGCAAGAUCUUUCUAAAGCAUGCAAGAACAGCUUUGUCCACGGUGUAUUACUUGCUCUACGUUAUGCUUUUGAGGAGUUGGACUGGAAUUCUGAUGCUGUAUCAUCUAGCAUCUCAGAAAUGAGAUAUUUGCUGGAAAGACUAUUAGACCUCGUAGUGCGGAUAACUUCAUUGGCACUAUGGGUGGUUUCUGCAGAUGCUUUGCAUCUGCCUGAAGAUAUGGAUGAGAUGGUUGAAGACGAUAAUCUUUUGUUGGAGGUACCGGAUCAUGAGAAUGAGCAUACACCUUCAUCUGAAUAUGAGAACAAUAGUUCAAAGCUUUCCCAUGAUAUCAGAUCGUCAGAACAGAUUGUCAUGGUUGGUUGCUGGCUGGCUAUGAAAGAGGUGAGCCUUCUUUUGGGGACUAUUAUAAGAAAAGUACCAUUGCCAAGUAAUGCAAGUUCGGAUUCAUCUGAGCUAGAGGGGGAUUCUGUUGACACUGCUGGCUUUGCGUCUGGUUCUGUGCUUGAUUUGGAACAACUUGAAACAAUUGGAAAUCAUUUUCUAGAGGUUCUCUUGAAGAUGAAGCAUAAUGGUGCUAUUGAUAAGACACGGGCUGGGUUCACAGCUCUUUGCAAUCGGUUACUUUGCUCAAAUGACCCUAGGCUCCAUAGAUUGACAGAGUCAUGGAUGGAACAACUUAUGCAACGAACUGUGGCCAAAGGACAAUUAGUGGAUGACUUACUCAGAAGAAGUGCUGGAAUACCUGCUGCAUUUACUGCUCUGUUCCUCUCCGAGCCUGAAGGCACGCCAAAGAAGCUCCUCCCAAGGGCAUUAAGGUGGCUUAUUGAUGUUGGUAAUGGGUCUAUGAUGAAUCAGAUCGAAAGUGAUAGCUUAAAAGGCGAGCCAUGCAAGUCAAAUGGUUCAAUGAAAGAAAAUAAUUGUACGCAAGAAGCUGAGAGAAAUGUGAGACCGAUGUCGUCAAAGAUCAGAGAUGAGGGUGUCAUUCCUACAGUGCAUGCAUUUAAUGUUCUAAAAGCUGCAUUCAAUGACUCUAACUUGUCUACAGAUACAUCUGGUUUCUCUGCCGAGGCUAUGAUUUUGUCGAUUCGCUCAUUCUCUUCUCCGUACUGGGAAAUCAGAAAUAGUGCUUGUCUGGCCUACACUGCUUUGCUUCGUCGCAUGAUUGGAUUCCUCAAUGUUCAUAAGCGAGAAUCAGUACGACGAGCAAUAACUGGGCUUGAGUUUUUUCAUAGGUAUCCAUCACUACAUUCAUUUCUUUUCAAUGAACUGGAAGUUGCAACCGAGUUUCUGGGUCCUACAUCUUCAGGAGAUUUGGAAUCAAUUCAGGGAAAUAAUCUGCAUCCGAGUUUGUACCCAAUUCUGAUUCUGUUAUCAAGGCUGAAGCCUUCAUCAAUUGCUGGGGAAAGAGGAGAUGAACUAGACCCUUUUCUUUUGAUGCCAUGGAUUAGGAGGUGCUCAACCCAAAGUAACUUACGAGUUCGUGUUCUUGCAUCUAGAGCUCUUACAAGUCUUGUUUCAAAUGAGAAAUUGCCGUCGGUCCUUCUCAGUAUCGCCUCCGAGCUUCCCUGUGUUGAAAACAUUGUCAAAUCAGGUUCCUACAGGAUUUCCUACAACUUAAUUCAUGGAAUCCUCUUGCAGUUGAGUUCUCUGCUGGAGGUAAAUUGUAGUAAUCUUGCUGAUAACUCAAAGAAAGAUCACAUCAUUGGUGAGUUGAUCGAAAUUCUUAUGCCUCGGUCAUGGAUUGCAAGACCUAAUCAAUGUCGGUGCCCUAUCCUCAAUGAAACAUUCGUGAGGGUUCUGGAUUUAAUGCUCAAUAUUGCAAGGACAUGCCAGAUAACCGUACAUUUUUUCUCCAUUCGCAACCUGCUUUUGGAAUUGUCAACAGAAUGCUUAGAUUUGGAAUCUUAUGGCCGGCAAUAUCAUGAUCCAACCAUUGCCGAACUCCGUGAACAAGCAGCUAUUUCCUAUUUUGGUUGUUUGUUUCAAGCAUCUAAGAAUGAGGAAGAGUCGAUCCAUUUGCCACUGCAAUAUUCUCUUCCCAGUACAAAAUCAUUGCCGAAACAUGAAAUGGAGAAUGCAUCCACUGGUAUUUUGGAUAUGUUGAUUCGCUGCUUGUCAGACUCAUUAUAUGAAGUUCGACUUGCGACACUGAAGUGGCUGCUGAAGUUCUUGAAAGCAGUUGAAUCUGGUGGUAAGCUCUGUGAUCUUUCCAUCGAUGACAUUAGAGUUAUUCAGCUCUGGGCAAAAACUAAUCUUCAUGGAACCUUGGAGAAGAUUUUGGCAUCGGAGAAGAACCACAGAUGCACGUAUUAUAUUCUGAGGAUCCUUGUGUCUUGGAAUUUGCUGCAGUUUGAAAAGGCUAGCCAUGACAAGUGCACCGGCACAAGUUAUGUUGGUGAAAUGGACUUUGACUCCGUAUCGCAGUUUUGGAACAAGUUAGUUUCUUUGUACGACCAAACAAGACAUGCAAAGACCCGAGAAACCCUUGUUUACUGUCUGGGAGUAUGUGCCAAGAGAAUCACAAUGUUAUUUGCAACAAGUUCUUUUCCGUCUAAAGAAGGAAUGGUGGUUUGUAGCGAAAUUAAUCAGGAGAUGUUAAGUUGGUUGUUUGAUUGCAUUGUUUUUUUCUGUAACAUGAUUAAAGAAUGUGGUUCACCAACUGAACCGACAAGUAUGCGCCAUGCAGCAGCUGGAUCCUUGAUAGCGUCUGGUAUUCUCAAGCAGGCCAGGUUCCUUGGCUCGGUUGUUUACAAUAAAAAUAUUCCAUCUGCCUCAUCGUCUUCUUGUUUUGUAAACAAUGAAGGUGUGAAUUCGUAUGCUCAUCACGUGCUUAAUGCAUGGUUCACAUGCAUCAAGCUUUUGGAAGAUGAAGAUGACUCGGUUCGAUUGAGGCUUUCCUCGGAUGUUCAAAUGUAUUUUACUUCAGAAAGAACUGGGAGCAACCUUCCGAAUGAAGUGGUUCCAAUCCAAGUAGAUAGAGUGAUAAGGUUCUGUUUUAAUCAUCUCUCAUCUAUUUUCGGUCACUGGAUCGAUUACUUCAACUACCUUUGUCAAUGGGUAUUACAAGCUGAAAACAAUGUAUCAUUUCAAGGAGAUCUUGUGAGGCGGGUUUUCGACAAGGAAAUCGACAACCAUUAUGAAGAGAAACUGUUGAUCAGCCAAAUUUGUUGCUCCAAUAUGGAAAAGCUACCUAUUUUGAAGGCUUGGACCAACAAAGAUGAACUAAGGAGCUAUUUGCACGGAUGGCGAAGUAGAUUUUCCCGUCAAUUGGUGUCGUACGUGGAUAACAUUAUCGAGAAACAGGAAUGGAAUGAUUGGAUAGGAGGUGUAGGUAACCACAAAGAUACGUUUUUGCCCGUAUACUCGAAUUUACUCGGGUUCUACGCCCUUUCAAACUGCAUUUUCACUGUCUCUGAUAACAAUGAUGCCAAACUUCUAUCUGAUGUUGUUGUGCUUGGAAGAUCCAUCAACCCAUUUCUUAGAAACCCUUUGAUUUCUAAUCUAUACAGGCUAGUUAUACAGUCACAUGAGAAAAUAUUGACGAAUGAUGUUGAUAAGAGGUUGUUCCCUGAGAUGGAAAAUCACUCUGAAUGGGAUAGUUUUAAUCCUUAUUUUCUUCUUGGGUAGGUUUUUGUAUACUAGAUGUAAUUUUACAUGGAAGCAAUUUUUGAGCAGGCUUAAUUGAUGAUUUAUUGAUCAUGCAGAACAGUUGUAUCUAAGAUGCAGUUUUGUAUUGGAUUAUUUUUUUUUUACAGGCCAUCGAUUAUGUUUUGUAAAUUAUUACUGUCUUGCUACUUGGUAUUUUGAUCAAACUUUGUGGUUCAUGGAUUCAUCA
Cicer arietinum (chickpea) is the source of this 7090-nucleotide messenger RNA. RefSeq lists its product as uncharacterized. The record is from RefSeq and is a predicted model, not a curated record. Lineage: Eukaryota; Viridiplantae; Streptophyta; Magnoliopsida; Fabales; Fabaceae. Gene Ontology annotation, biological process: tRNA methylation. Gene Ontology annotation, cellular component: cytosol.